Molecule: messenger RNA, 594 nt
Organism: Caenorhabditis auriculariae
Lineage: Eukaryota; Metazoa; Nematoda; Chromadorea; Rhabditida; Rhabditidae
Source: the annotation of a GenBank genome assembly
AUGAUAGUUACCGAUCGCGUGCGAGUUCUGCAGCUCUACAGGCGCAUUCUAAAAAUAGGCAAGCACUUUUUUUUUCUCGAGUUCGAUUCUAGAAUUUCCUACGUGCUUUUCAAAAAAUAAUUGAAGUUUUUUUUAAACGAAAAGCUGACAUUGUACACAUGAUCGACGAGUGCGCAAACAAUUUGAUUUUCUCCAAUUCAGGUAAAAGCUGGGAGGCACUGGAGCCCGCCCAAACCAAUUAUGAGCGAGCUGGAAUUCUUUUGGAAGCUCGACUCAGCUUUCGCGAAAACAAAGAGGUCACCUUGUGCCAUUUUAUUUUUGAAACGUAUUCGUUUCAGCUCUCCGAUGCACGGGAAAUAUCCAAACUUAUUAUUCGUGCCGAGCAACGAAUUGAGUUAGCGCAGCAUUAUGGAAUUCCUUACAAGCGGCCUGAAUAUCUCCCACCAGAUACAGCAUUUAGUGAGUUUCUCUUGUUUAAUCAAAAAAAUUCAAAUUUUCAAGAAAAAUACUCUACCGAACUAAUUAAUUACAGAUGUCAAACUUUCCGCCAAAAAGUUUCAACAGCUUUCGAGAUUGCGAAAAACUGCCCAAUGA